Messenger RNA from Daphnia pulicaria, 1860 nucleotides. RefSeq names its product heterogeneous nuclear ribonucleoprotein A1, A2/B1 homolog. Bases 96 to 1277 code for a protein of 393 amino acids. The transcript has 9 exons. Gene Ontology annotation, molecular function: RNA binding. The record is from RefSeq and is a predicted model, not a curated record. NCBI's taxonomy places the organism in Eukaryota, Metazoa, Arthropoda, Branchiopoda, Diplostraca, Daphniidae.
CUUCCGAUCUUUUCUGGAUGACGCUUUGAUUAAAGCAUAAGAAGAAGGAGCGAGCAAUCCCGGCGUACUUGUGUUACACGUUGGUUAGUCGAAAAAUGAAAAACGAAACCGAAGAACAACAGCAGCAGCAGCCUGAGCCGGUCGUUGAAGAAGAAGAACGAGAAACUAAACCACCAGCAACAGAACAACACACCGUUAAGGAGAAACCUGAAGCUGAGCAGUUUCGAAAGUUGUUCAUUGGUGGACUUGACUAUCGCACAACUGAUGAAUCCCUGAAAAAACAUUUUGAACAAUGGGGCCAGAUUGUGGAUGUUGUUGUAAUGAAGGACCCCAAGACGAGGAAGUCUCGUGGUUUUGGAUUCGUAACAUAUGCACGAGCUUUCAUGGUAGAUGAAGCCCAAGCAGCACGACCUCACAGAGUAGAUGGCAGAGAGGUUGAGCCAAAGCGUGCUGUCCCUAGAGAUUUGAUAGGCAAACCUGAAGCAAGCUCAACUGUCAAAAAACUUUUUGUUGGUGGUCUGAGGGAUGAUGUUGAAGAAGAGGACUUGCAAAAGUACUUUUCAACAUUUGGUCCAAUUGCCUCAGUGAAUGUUGUUACAGAAAAAGAAACCAACAAGAAAAGAGGUUUUGCAUUUGUGGAAUUUGACGAUUAUGAUCCAGUUGACAAAGUUGUUUUGAUUCGUGACCACACUGUUAAAGGAAGACAUUUAGAUGUUAAAAAAGCUAUCAGCAAAGCUGAUAUGGAUAAGAUGAAGCGUGGCGGUCCUUCUCCUGGAUCGUCACCUUCAGGUCGUGGUGAUUACCGCGGGUAUCGAGAUAGCGGCCGAGGUGACCGAAACGCCGACAGAGGCGGGGAUUUGUGGGAACGACGGGAUUCAUGGAGCAACGGAGGAGGUUCUGGUGGGGGCUGGAGCAAUGGAGAUCAUUGGGUUGGUGGAGGAUCUAGUAGUUAUCGAGGAGGAAAUGGUGGAGGUCGCGGUGGAGAUUAUGGUAAUGGACAAUGGGAAGGUUCGAACUGGGGUGGCAAUCAAAGUAGUGGCGCUGGUUGGAGUGGUGGUUCCCCAGGUUAUGGAACAAGCUCAGGUGGUAACUCAUGGGGUGGUGAUUAUGAUAAUGGCUAUGGAGGGAACAUGAGAGAUUUCAACCAAGGAGGCGGUCCAGUGAGAAAUAGCUACGUAACCGAACGAUCAGUGCCAUACACUCGCGACUAUGGAGGUGCAGGGCGAGGUGGUGGCUUUACAGGUAGCCCCAGUUACGGGGGUUCGCGACGUUAUUAGUAGACAAGUCCCAUCUUCCCCUCUAGGUGUCGUCAUGUUGUUCUGUAGCCAAACCAGAACAGGAGCAGUGAGCCAGGUCCAAGAUUCAUCAAUUAAGUGAAGGCAGUUACAACUAUCAGCCAGCCAGCAACCAGCAGUACCGAACAAGGCCGCUAACGCUUAGCGAAAACAUCCUAAACCUCGGACAGGAUAGCAGCUUCGAUCGACACUUAGAAUGCAAGAUUCAGGCAGUGUGAUAUAGAUUUCGUCGCCAACUGCCACCUUGUCCCCUCCCCUUCUCGUAAAUGGAUCUUAACGUCGUUUUCUUCAUUUUCUACAUGUGAACUACAUUUUUUUUCUUCAGUUUUUUUAACACCCACGUGUUUGAGUUAUCCCUUUUUUUUACAACUAAAUGGAUGUGUAGUUGCUUAGCUUAUCGUCUCGUUGGCUUAAUUAUUGGCGAUUAGCUCUCCGACCAUUGAUUUUCUCUCCCAAUUAUAUUGGACACAUGUCAAAUACGUGUAGGUGUGCGCCGAAUCGCGAGAAUUUUAAAUCUAAAUCACUCAAUUUUUGAUUUCAUCAUCAAUACACUUCAUCGAUCCCA